AUGAAGUUAAACAUCUCAUAUCCAGCCAACGGUACUCAAAAAUCUAUUGAUAUCGAUGAUGAACACAAAUUACGUGUUUUCUACGAAAAAAGAAUGGGUCAAGAAGUUGAAGGUGACUCAGUUGGAGAUGAAUUCAAAGGUUACAUCUUCAAAAUCACUGGUGGUAACGAUAAACAAGGUUUCCCAAUGAAACAAGGUGUUAUGCACCCAACCAGAGUUAGAUUAUUAUUAUCUAAAGGUCACUCUUGUUACAGACCAAGAAGAACUGGUGAAAGAAAAAGAAAAUCCGUUAGAGGUUGUAUUGUUGCUCAAGAUUUGUCAGUUUUGGCUUUGUCUAUUGUUAAACAAGGUGACAAUGAAAUUGAAGGAUUAACUGACACCACUGUUCCAAAAAGAUUAGGUCCAAAGAGAGCUAACCACAUUAGAAAAUUCUUUGGUUUAACUAAAGAAGAUGAUGUUAGAGAUUUCGUUGUUAGAAGAGAAGUUACUAAAGGUGACAAAACUUACACCAAAGCUCCAAAGAUUCAAAGAUUAGUUACUCCACAAACUUUACAAAGAAAGAGAGCUUUGAAAGCUAAAAAAGUCAAGAAUGCUCAACAACAAAGAGAUGCUGCUGCUGAAUACGCUCAAUUGUUGGCUAAGAGAUUGCAUGAAAGAAAAGAAGAAAGAGCUGAAAUUAAAAAGAAGAGAGCUGAAUCUUUAAAGAACUAA
Messenger RNA from Candida albicans SC5314, 711 nucleotides. It is a transcript of the gene RPS6A, whose product is annotated as 40S ribosomal protein eS6. The record is from RefSeq and is a predicted model, not a curated record. Bases 1 to 711 code for a protein of 236 amino acids. Gene Ontology annotation, molecular function: structural constituent of ribosome. Gene Ontology annotation, cellular component: ribosome. The transcript has 2 exons. NCBI's taxonomy places the organism in Eukaryota, Fungi, Ascomycota, Pichiomycetes, Serinales, Debaryomycetaceae. Gene Ontology annotation, biological process: translation.